Molecule: messenger RNA, 480 nt
Organism: Mesitornis unicolor (brown roatelo)
Lineage: Eukaryota; Metazoa; Chordata; Aves; Mesitornithiformes; Mesitornithidae
Product: prolactin-like
Exons: 3
Biological process (GO): response to nutrient levels; positive regulation of receptor signaling pathway via JAK-STAT
Cellular component (GO): extracellular region
Molecular function (GO): hormone activity
Source: RefSeq, a predicted model, not a curated record
AAACGCUUUCCUCCUCGUGACAACGAGCUGGGAAAGCCCGCUCGGAAGUGCCACACGUCGGGGAUGCUGACCCCCAACGGCAAAGAAUACGCCCAAAAAAUCCCGAGAGAAGAACUAACUCACUUGAUACUGAAACUUUUGCAAGCCUGGAAAGAGCCACUUUCCCACUUCAACCAGCACAUUGAGCAUCAUGAAGAGCUGCCUGAUGACAGCCUUAGCAAAGCUAAGCAAAUCAGCAACAUGGUACAUGAGCUGAAGACUGGGGUUGAGAAAGUAACAGAAAAGAUGCAGUCAAUGGGGAUCAUCAGCAAUUCAUUAAAUGGAAUGGCAUCAUCUGAAGCCACUGGUUUAUCAAUUAAUAACGAAGCAAACAUGAUGAGCGAUUCUGACUUUAUUCACUGCUUCAGGAGAGACUCCAAUAAAGUGCAAAGCUACUUAAAAAUUCUAAAAUGUAGGAUUAUGCCAGAAAAUAUUUGUUGA